Messenger RNA from Phialemonium atrogriseum, 1779 nucleotides. RefSeq lists its product as uncharacterized. NCBI's taxonomy places the organism in Eukaryota, Fungi, Ascomycota, Sordariomycetes, Cephalothecales, Cephalothecaceae. The record is from RefSeq and is a predicted model, not a curated record. Gene Ontology annotation, biological process: transmembrane transport. Gene Ontology annotation, cellular component: plasma membrane. The transcript has a single exon. Bases 1 to 1779 code for a protein of 592 amino acids. Gene Ontology annotation, molecular function: transmembrane transporter activity.
AUGAGCGAAGCUCAGGACCACCAUGAGAUCCCGCCGCACAGCGAUGGCGGUACCGCAAAAGACGCCGACACUAUGUUCAGCAGCCCAGAGCUUGGGAACGAUGGCGACUCGAACCCCAAACAUAACGACGACCAAGAGCCAAUUGAUCGGGAUGCCCAGGACGGCGUUCAAUACAUGGAGGCAGUGGCCUCUGUUUGGACCAAGACCUCGCUGAUCGUGGCCUACGUGAUGAUGUGGUUCAUCUAUUUUGUCGUGCUGAUCGAGGGAACCGCCAUCCGAACUCUGACGCCCUUUGUGACAUCAACUUUCGGCAAGCACUCGCUUACGCCUACCGUCACGGUCCUCGCCAGCAUCGUUGGCGGCGUCAACAAUCUCACCCUUGCCAAGAUCCUCGACGUUUGGGGGCGGCACACCGGCAUUGUGGUCUCUAUGGUCCUAACCGAAGUCGGCUUUAUCAUGAUGGCUGCUACUCGCUCUAUUGACCAGUAUGCCGCUGCUGAAAUCUUCUGGCAGAUCGGCCACGCCUCUCUGCUGUAUACCGUCCAAAUCAUCAUCGCCGAUACAUCUUCGCUCAAAAGCCGUGGCCUUAUGUUUGCCUAUGCUGGCUCGCCGAGUCUCAUCACUACUUGGGUAGCUGGCCCAAUCUCUCAAGCUUUCCUCGCCGGACCAGGCUGGCCUUGGGCUUUUGGGACAUUUGCGAUUCUGACGCCUAUGGUCGUUGCUCCACUCAUUGUCCUUUUGUACUGGAAUAUCGCCAAAGCGAAAAAGCAAGGCCUUAUUCCAAAGCGAGACAGCGGGCGAACACCUUUCCAAUCCGUUAUCCAUUACUUCCGCGAAUUCGACGCCGUCGGUCUCAUUCUUUUGACUGGUGGAUUGGCACUUUUCCUUCUGCCAUUCAACAUUUACACCUUGCAACCGGACGGAUGGCGAUCUCCUCUCAUUAUCUGCCUACUUGUUUUCGGCUUUGUUCUCAUGCUUGUGUUUGUCGCGUGGGAAAAAUUCUUCGCCUCUAUCAGUUUCAUCCCCUUUAAUUAUCUUUCUGACCGUCAAGUUCUGGGUGCUUGUUUCCUUGGUUUUACACUGUUCAUCAGCCAAUCCUGCUGGACGUCCUUUUUCAGUUCUUUCCUUAUGGUUGUCAAUAACCAAUCUGUUACCACUGCCAGCUAUAUCACCAAUGCCUACCAAGUCGCCAUCACAGUGUUCUCACUUGUCGCAGGCUGGGUCAUCAAUUGGUCUGGUCACUACAAAUAUGUCAAUCUCUUCCUCGGACUUCCUUUGACUAUUCUCGCGCUGGGCCUCACGUACUAUUUCUCCACUCUUGGUUGGCAUUACGGUUAUUUCAUCUUUACCCAGAUUCUCCUGGCUAUCGGCCACGCAUUUAUCAUCAUCUGCGACGAAGUCGCUGGCAUGGCUGCGGUCUCACACCAGUACGUCGCCGUCAUCCUAGCUAUGGAGGGACUGUUUUCGAGCAUCGGUGGCGGUAUCGGUUCUUCUAUAUCUGCGGCUAUCUGGACGUUUGCCUUUCCCAAAGCGCUCGCCAACCACCUUCCUGCUAAAGAUCUGCCUAAUAUUCAGAAGAUCUAUGGCGAUGUGGUUACACAGCUGAGUUUCCCGAUCGGAUCCGACACUCGCAUCGCCAUCCAAAAAGCCUACGGUGACGCUCAGAGGACCGUGUUGCUCCCGGGUAUUGCUGUCUGGAUUAUUGGCAUAGUUGCAGUCCUUGCCUGGCGAGACGUCAAUCUCAAGAACAUCAAGCAAGUCAAGGGCAAUGUCAUUUAA